Messenger RNA from Aspergillus sclerotioniger CBS 115572, 479 nucleotides. RefSeq lists its product as uncharacterized. The record is from RefSeq and is a predicted model, not a curated record. The transcript is spliced from 2 exons. NCBI's taxonomy places the organism in Eukaryota, Fungi, Ascomycota, Eurotiomycetes, Eurotiales, Aspergillaceae. The coding region runs from base 129 to 479 and encodes 116 amino acids.
GUAGGGUCUACUAUAGGAGGUUACUGGCUUUAUAGGUUCCUAUUUAUUUUUUUUAUUUUUAUUUCUAUUUUUUUUUUUUUGGCCAAAUCCUGCUUCGGUUGGUAUGGAAGUAUGAAAUCAAGGCCGAUAUGGGGGAAGGCUUCGGUCACUGGAAAAUGCGAUCCCACCAUCAUGCUCAAGAACUUCCGGUUGCACAGUCCAAGGUCACCACUCCGGAGCUAUGUUACGAGCGGGCUUUGUCGCCAGCAAUGAGGGAUACCAGCAAGAACAUCAAUGACACCGAAUUCCGAUUUGGGUUCGGUGGGAAGCCAUUCAGUAUCUGCAUUAAUUCGGAUACUCUGACUUCUUUGCAGAAUGUGACGGGGGUGCACCAGCCAGUUGAUGAGGCCAGCCGUCAACGAUUCCCACAACCGUCGAUUUCUGGAAUUAAGGGUCUUACAGCAUGUACAGAUUCCCGCAUAAUCAAUGUCUUCCUGUAA